CACUCCACCUUGACAUCUGAUUUAUAUAAAUCCUCCUCUCCUCUUCCUCCUCACUGCCAACAAAUCCUUUCUCAAUGGCGACGGCUGCGUGGCUCCGAGGCAUUCCCAUAGGCCGAGGCGCAACCGCCACAGUCUCCGUCGCCGCCGCUUCCACCGGCGAACUUUUCGCUGUCAAAUCAGCUCCACUCUCCCACUCAGCCCCCCUACAACGCGAGCAGAGUAUCCUUUCCUCAUUGAACUUUCCCUCUAUCCUCUCCUGCCUUGGCUUCGAAAUCACCAAGGAAGCCGGCGGUACAAGUUAUUUCAACCUCUUUCUGGAAUAUGCCGCCGGCGGCUCUCUUUCCGACGAUAUCAAGCGGCGAGGCGGUCGACUCAACGAAGCGGACAUCCGUACCCGCGCCCGAGAUAUCCUCUCCGGCCUUGCUCAUCUCCACAAGGCUGGCGUCGUCCACUGUGACGUGAAGCCGGGGAAUGUCCUGAUCGGAUCCGACGGUCGAGCAAAGAUUGGGGAUCUGGGAUGCGCGCGAUGGAUUGCCGACGGCGAAAGGGAAAUAAGAGGGUCACCGAUGUACAUGGCGCCGGAGGCGGUGAGAGGACAGGAGCAAGGGACCCCUGCGGAUUUAUGGUCGUUCGGUUGUACAGUUAUUGAAAUGGCUACCGGCCGGCCGCCGUGGCCGGAUGUCACCGAUGCGUUCGAAGGGAUUAGUCGGAUUGGGUUUUCCGGCGAAGUCCCGGCGAUUCCAGAUUGUUUUUCGGAUGAGGCGAAGGAUUUUGUAAAUAAUUGCUUGAAGACGGAUCCGAUGGAGCGUUGGACGGCGGACGAGCUUCUGCGUCAUCCAUUCGUUGAAUGCUCGAGUUCUUCCUCUAAUUGCACGGAUUUUAAUUGGAUUUCGCCGAAGAGUACUCUGGAUCCGAGUUUAUGGGAGUCUACUGAAGAACAAGAGGUAGCAGAUGAAGAGGAAUUCUCCAAUGAGCCGGCGGCAGGGAGAAUCCAGGAACUUGCGUCAGUUUCUUCCACCCCUAAUUGGACUUGGGAUGAAGACUGGGUCGAAGUUCGGAAAGUAGCCGGAGAAUGCGCUGCGAAGAAAGAAGUCAUCUCAGCCAUUGACGUCGCCGGCGGCCAGAUGGGGGUUACUGAUUUCUUGAUUUCCGAUGAGGCCGCGAGUACGAGCGGCGGUGAGGAAAUCGUGUUUCGUGUAGAUAUCGUGUCGAAUGAAUCACGGGUAGGUUGUGGAUGGGAGGAGGGCCAUACUGAGCUGAUUCGGGUUUCUCCUAAAAUGGGAAUUGUAGAUAAUAGAAAAGGUUAUUAUUGGGGCUUUGUAAUUUGGUUCCUUGCUUCAUUUCUUAAGUUGACAUUGUGUGUUUGGCCUUUCUAUCUUGUUUUAUUCUUGCUUUGAAUAGUUUAUAUUUGGUAGUUUA
Molecule: messenger RNA, 1419 nt
Organism: Dendrobium catenatum
Lineage: Eukaryota; Viridiplantae; Streptophyta; Magnoliopsida; Asparagales; Orchidaceae
Product: mitogen-activated protein kinase kinase kinase 18
Exons: 1
Coding region: 75-1397 (440 amino acids)
Biological process (GO): protein phosphorylation
Molecular function (GO): protein kinase activity; ATP binding
Source: RefSeq, a predicted model, not a curated record